GCCACAAUGCAAGCAAUAGUGAGUACAAUUCGCGAUGUUAUGCAGUACAAUUCGUUAUUUGCCCAGCAGCUUGGCUUGACUGCAAAUCCGUCGAAGAAUGUUGUUGACAACCCAAUCUAUCUGUGCGAUUUGGUUGGCUCUCUGGUCAGCGCUGAUUCGGAUGACCUGCAAAGUUUGAUGGAAGAAGAAAGUGUAAGUUAG
This is a messenger RNA of Gongylonema pulchrum, 201 nucleotides long. Lineage: Eukaryota; Metazoa; Nematoda; Chromadorea; Rhabditida; Gongylonematidae. The record is from the annotation of a GenBank genome assembly.